This is a messenger RNA of Plasmopara halstedii, 255 nucleotides long. RefSeq lists its product as uncharacterized. The transcript is spliced from 2 exons. The record is from RefSeq and is a predicted model, not a curated record. Lineage: Eukaryota; Oomycota; Peronosporomycetes; Peronosporales; Peronosporaceae. The coding region runs from base 1 to 255 and encodes 84 amino acids.
AUGGGUCGAGUGGACGGAAGAAGUACCUGGAAGACGUCUCAGCAUUUUGGAUUUGGAAGUCAAAAGCCGAGUCUUGGUUAUAGCAACGAACCUGGGACACGCAGUCGCGGUACGUAUUCAGUGCGGCAUGAAACGCAUCUUUGGAGUUUGUGUCUCGCUCGAUGCGGAAUCUUGACGCUGCUUGGUCUAGCGAAGCUUAGAAGCUUCACCCAGUCGGUGAAAGCGCCACCACAGCCCAUACGGUCAAGCACCUGA